UCCAGCUCAAUUGAUAUUGAAAUUGUUUCUAAAACUUGGAGCUGAUUAUAACAAAAAGAAAUGUACAGUUGGAAUUUCUAAAGAUACUUCGGCCAGCAAAAAGCGUCUCUUUCUUUUUCCUUGAAGAAACCAAGGCAGAGCCAGAGCCAGAGCCAACCUUUGUUCCUCCACUCAUGUAUAUAACAUAACACAAACCUCCAAAGAACUUCUAUCAAACCCAAGAGAGAGAGAGAGAGAGAGAGAGAGAGAGAAGGAAAGAAUCUGUGAUGGCUAAGAAGGCAUGGUUCUUGAAGAAGGUAGGGAUCAGCAAGGAUCAGCUAUGGCCGUGGAGAAUCUCAAUCUCUUCUUUCAAGUGGAAACGUCUUGAUUUUCAGUUGAAAAUUAUUGAUAAUUUGGUCUUCAAGAUUCUUUAUGUUGUUGAAGCUAUUGUUCUUGUCUCUACCCUCUGCUUCUUCUAUCUCUGCUGUGGCUGUAAAUUUUGAUUCUUUAUUUCUUUCUCUUUUCUUUAUUCAUCUAUUUUUGCAUUCAUUUGUUGUUUCUUCUUCAAUAUUGGUUAGCAUAUUCAGUUUCCUGGGUUUCUUGAUGGUAUUACUCUGUAUUUAUUUAGCUUCUCUAAUUCUUUGAUUUUAUUAUAGCCCAAAUAAAUGCUAUACUGAUUUUUUUUUCUAUAAUUAAAA
This is a messenger RNA of Hevea brasiliensis (rubber tree), 677 nucleotides long. RefSeq lists its product as uncharacterized. Bases 267 to 482 code for a protein of 71 amino acids. NCBI's taxonomy places the organism in Eukaryota, Viridiplantae, Streptophyta, Magnoliopsida, Malpighiales, Euphorbiaceae. The record is from RefSeq and is a predicted model, not a curated record. The transcript has a single exon.